CUGUAAUAUUCAUCUCAUAAACCAAUAGUAUCCCUAAAAAAACACCAUAUAAACUCUAAUGCAAGCAUUGUCUUUGAGAAACUGAGCUAUUUUUUUCAAAUGAUUGCAGCCAUCAUCCACCGUCAUGUGCACUAGUGGAGAAAAACAGGUCACCUUUGUUUUAGUAGCUAGUGACUGUUCUAUUCUACUACAGAAAAUACUGCAGAUAACAUCCUUGGGUGUUUUUAAACAUCAACAACAGGGCGUUGUAGGUGUAGUCUGAUCAGAUUUAUCUGACAACAUGACCAAACUAGAUUAUCGGCCUUGCAGCUGUAUACUGCCGCCAACCGGGCAAGUAACAGGAAAUAUAGUCACAACCUUUCAUUCCAGAGCUACAGUGUUGAAUAAUGGCUAGUGUUUUUGCAGAACAUUAUGAUAUCGCAGUGAAGUUGACCUUUGACCCUAUAAAAUGUCGUCACUUUAUCAUUUUAUACUCUUAGACAUUUGUGGUAAAUUGUAUCAUAAUUAGCACAUGAAUUUGUGAGUUAUAGCAAAAAAUGUGUUUUGUGAGGUCACCGUGACCUUGAACGUUGACCUUUGGCCACCAAAAUCUAAUCAGUCGAGCCUUGAGUCCAAAUGAAUGUUUGUGCCAAAUUUGAAGAAAAAUUCCCGCAAGGCACUACUGAGAUAUAGCGUUGACGAGAAUGGUCGAACACUGUCACCAGAUUUCAUCAAAAUGUUGCUACAUUCAAGAAGCAUGAAAAUACUUUGACAGAAUGUAGAAUAAUAAAAACUGUUCUAACUUGCGGAAAAUUGUGUGUUUGUGUAGGAUCCCAUUGUUAACAGCAGGAAGAGGAUUAAGAUUCUCUUCCAUGUUCACUCUUGACUUUGGAAAGAGUUUGAGAAAACAAAGAUAAACUGCAGGAACAUGGCACGAUUGUUUUCUCAAAUUCUCUUUCUAAGGUCAAAAAUAAACUUUGAGUCUCAAUUCUAGAAUUAACUGCUCCUCAAAAAAAUAAAUUCAAGUAUCAACAAAACAGAAACAGUUUGUCUCAGACACCGAUCUGCUUCCUCACACAGUACGCUAUAAUAUCUUUGUUCAGUCGCCAUGGCGGGCAGACGUUGGAGAAAAUACAUGAAAAAGCAGCAUAAUAAAGCUGCAAGACAACAGCAGCCCUGUACAUCCAGACCAGCGGCAGACGCAGAGGUGCAUGAACUAAAACAAGCCCUUAAAUCAGCUAAGAGAACCAAUCAGACACUGGUCUCAGUCAACACCAGUCUGAGGAAGAGCGCUGAGGAAUUCAAGCACAUGACGAUCAGCUGGGUAAAGGAAAAGGGUCAACUUGUGAAUGAAAACAGAGGUUUAAAGAGGGUACUCGGGAGGAAAUACCUCCAUGCUAAAAAUGAGGUCGAAAGGUUGGAGGAGGUUUUGAAGGCUGCUAAAACCAAUGAGAAGAUGGAGAAUGAAAGGCACCUGACUGCUUUUAAAAACAUCUUGCAUGAAUUCCAGACAUUGAGGACAUGGUGGACACUUAAAGAGGAAAAAAUAACCACUGAGCUCAAAGAAAUGCAAGAGAAGUGCCAGGAUCAGAGAGAGGUGAUAAUGAAAAAGUCAAAACGUAUCACCAGGUACAAGAGGGAACUGCUGGCUCUUGAAAUGUACCAUUUACAGAGAGAGAGAAGCUGGGGAAAAAAAUGUAAGGCCCUGAAAGUCAGACUCAGGGAGAAACUGGCUGAUGAGGAAGAGAGAGAACCACACCACGAAGAAGAAGAAAACAUUUCUCUGUUUCCUGGGAAAGAAGACGAACAAUUAAAAUGUGAGAGCGGCGACAGACAUGCUGCGGUUUGACUGGCUGCACCCAGACAUCACUCAUAGCUACACCUCCAUCUUCUUCAUCUCAGUUUUUUUUUUUUUCGAGUAGCUCAGUGAUGGUUCCUAAAAAAAAUUACUUUUAAAAUAAAGCCUUUAUGAACUUGCAUUUGAUUUAAACUCUCAG
Seriola aureovittata is the source of this 1976-nucleotide messenger RNA. RefSeq lists its product as uncharacterized. Lineage: Eukaryota; Metazoa; Chordata; Actinopteri; Carangiformes; Carangidae. Bases 1088 to 1828 code for a protein of 246 amino acids. The transcript has 3 exons. The record is from RefSeq and is a predicted model, not a curated record.